AUGGCAUGGCAUCGCCUACGUCGAUGUAUUCGAAUGGUACAAUCGAAAACGGGUCGAAUGAUUAUUAUGCUUAUAUUAACAGUUGGUAUAGCAAUAGCUGAAAUUGGAUAUGGAAUUCGUUCUCGAUCACAAUUACUUAUUGCUGAUGGACUUUUUUCAUUUGCUGAAGGUGUUGCAUUAGUUGGUUCAUUACUUGCAUUACGUUAUGCAAAAAUUGAACGUUUAGAUUCUAAAAAUACUUUUGGUUGGGCUCGUUUAGAAUUACUUGCUGGUCUUUUACAAGAAGUUCUUUUAUUAUCUUUAUCAUUUUCAAUUAUUGUUGAUGCAAUUAAUAAAUUAAUCAAUCCAAAUCAUAUAGAAGAUCCAUCUGCUAUGAUUUAUUUAGGUAUAGCUGGAUUUUGUAUUGGUUUAUUAGGUUUAUUUUUAUUUCGUGGUUAUCAUCAUGAUCAUAAUAUAGGCGAUGAAAUUGUCGAACAGAAAAAAAAUGAUUUUCUACAAAGUGUAUAUGACACAUUACGAAAUCUUCAUUUAAAUCAUACAAAUCCAGAAUCAUCGUUAACUGAACAAAAAAAUAUUUCAAGAAAAUCUCCAUUAGUAAUUAAUGAAACAUCAUUAAAUAUAAAUGAACAAACAAGAAAACGACAUGAGUCAAUUUUACCAUCAUUAAAUGAUACAUAUACAAAUGCAUUUAUGGUUGCUGAUAAACUUCAACAAGAAACUAUUAAUUAUAAUGAACACCAAUUAAAGAUACCAGAUAAAAUAGCAAUUGAAUUAAAUCGUAUGAGAACGAAAAGUGGAGAAUCAGCAGUAUCUUCAACAUUGAUUUUUGAUGAAGAUCAACCAGUAUUUGAUGAUGAUUUUCAAGAAUCACGAGUUUAUGCAACACUUCAUGCGCUUUGUUUACAUUCAUUGGCUGUUCUUCUUGAAUCAUCUAUUGUACUUAUAUCUGGUUUAUUAAAUAAAUUUAUUCCAAGUAAAGAUCCAAGAACGAAUGAACCGAUAAAUAUUUGGUUAAAAUAUAUUGAUCCUGCAUUAACAUUAUUAAUGGUAAUAAUAAUAGCAGUGAAAGCUAUUCCUGUUAUAUGGUCAUUAGGUCAUAUACUUGUUGAAGCUGUUCCAUCAGGUAUUAAUACACGUCAAUUAAUUCAAACAAUUAUGAAAACAAUACCACAAAUACGUGGUGUACAUAGUGUACAUGUCUGGAGAGCAACAGCUCGAGAUGUAUUUGCAACAUUACAUGUUGUUUGUGAUGAAGAUUUAUCAUUAAGUACAUGUCGAGACUUAUUUGGUCGACGAUUACAAAGAAUAUUUGAAACACAUUGUAUUUAUCAUUUUACUUUACAAUUUGAAUACAUUAAACCUGGUGAAAAUAUGAAUAAAUGUGCAUAUGGUACUCGACGACGACAUCAUGGUCAUCAAUCGAGUUCUGAAAAUGAUGGUAAUAUGAUUCAAUCACAGACUGAUUUACAUGUGAAUUCAUUUAAGACAAAUCAUGUUAAUUCUAAUUCAAUUGAACAACGUAUAUAA
Molecule: messenger RNA, 1527 nt
Organism: Rotaria sp. Silwood2
Lineage: Eukaryota; Metazoa; Rotifera; Eurotatoria; Philodinida; Philodinidae
Source: the annotation of a GenBank genome assembly